AGUACCGACACGUUCUCGUACAUUUCGGCACACCUCAUUCCUGUGACUUGCCUUCUUGCUUCGUGUCAUUUUUGUGAGACUGGGAGAUGCACGGUAGGUGACACGGCGGUGCAACUUCAGAAACCUCUCCUUCAUCAUGGGUCAACAACAAAUGGAUUUCAUGGACAAAUUCAUUGCCGCCCAUGCCGUCCCAAAAGAAGCCCUGGCGCAUUUCGCGGCCAACGACUUCACCAACAAACACCUCUCGAACCCUCUCUAUCGGCCGAUCCCAACCUACUCCCGCGUCCUCAAAGACGACGGCGAAGACUUUUUCUUCUCGCGGACGGUCGCCACGCCGACCACCAUCCCGUACCUAGUCACCCUGCAGUUGAAAGAUUUCCCUUUUGCCGAGGAUAGUCCCAAGGGCACGUUGAAGACAGGCCAAGGGCACAAGGCGGUGGUGAAGGUGCCCGAGAACCCAGACUGUGUCAUGCUCCUACACCUCGCCCGCCCGGGGGUCGACGGGCACCCCGCCACCAUCCACGGAGGGGUGGCCUGCGCCAUCCUCGACGAGAUGAUGGGCCUGUGCGUCAUGCUACACCACCAACAUCUCGAGGGGGCCCGAGAAUCCCUCUACACCGCCGGGCUGAACGUGACCUACCGUGCCCCCGUACCGACGCCGAGCGACGUCAUUGUCAAAUGCUGGCUCGAGGGAAGGGAAGGUCGAAAGUGGAAGUCAAGAGGUCAGAUCAUCAACAAAGACGGCCUGGUCAUGACUGAAGCAGAGGGUCUGUGGGUUUUGGCUAGAAACGAAGUCAAGUUAUAAAAGGAUCGUAGUCCCGUACAGUAUGAGCUCGUCGGCGAUACGGUGGUCUGACAUGUCCCGAUCAUGGUUUCGAGUUGAAUUUCUACGUCAAUCGGUGGAACUCAUAGACUUGACAGCAGCAGAGUGGACCUCUACGCCACAUGUUUUUGGACCUCUUUUUUUUUCCAACACCAAACCACCAAAAGGAACAAACCUUCCGGAGAGCUACUCUGGUUCUCGUAUCCGUCGCCCCGUUCAUUUUUUCUUACUGAUAAUGGAUCUCUGCUUCCGCUGUCACCCGGCGACAGGUAGAUCCAUCUCAAGAGUUCGGUAUACAGUACAUAUGGACUGAGUCAAACAAACCUACGCGUAUCAGAUGGGCCUCGGUGAUGAUUUUCAACACCUACGGAGUACGCGAACAAUGACACUCAACAUGGAUCAACAAGACCAACGACUAUACCACAGAUUGACUUAUAUUAUCUAGAGAUAUAAUAGAGGAGAC
Molecule: messenger RNA, 1286 nt
Organism: Exophiala oligosperma
Lineage: Eukaryota; Fungi; Ascomycota; Eurotiomycetes; Chaetothyriales; Herpotrichiellaceae
Exons: 1
Coding region: 137-805 (222 amino acids)
Source: RefSeq, a predicted model, not a curated record